ACCUCGUCCGGCGCGCUGCUCGCCGCGCUCGACGUCCACUCGGUCCGCCGCACCGGCCGCGACUCGGUCGCCGUCUCCGGCACCGCCCCCAGGGAAGCCGUCCACCUCAAGCUCCCCGGCACCGGCGAGCGCUGGGAGGCCGCCCUGCGCGCCGCCGCAGCGAGGACACCCCCCACACUCGCCGACUUCGACGUCGUCUCCCCCAUUGGAAAGGGCGGCGGCGGAAGCGUCUUUCUUGUUAAGGCUGUUGGAGAGAGCCUCGCUAUGAAGGUCGUGCUUAAGUGUGACGCCUUUUAUAGCGACGGCAGUCUGAGAAGGGCCCUCGAUGAGAGGGUCGUCCUGCAGAUGGUCAGGGGAUUCCCGUUUGUCGUCCAGCUGCGCCACGCCUUUCAGACCGCCACAAAUUUCUACAUGCUCACCGACUUUUGCCGUGGCGGCAACCUCAAGACCACCUUGGCGAAGAAGGACAAGGGCCGCAUGUCGGAGUCCGACGCCCGCCCGAUCAUGGCCCAGAUAGUCCUGGCCCUGGAGCACGUCCACUCGCUCAACGUCAUGUACCGUGACCUCAAGCCGGAGAACGUCCUGCUUUCGGAGCACGGCGACGCCAGGCUGUGCGACUUUGGCCUGGCCAAGAUCAUCCCCACCGGCCGCUUCGGCCGCACCAAGAGCUUCUGCGGCAGCAACAGCUACAUGUCCCCGCAAAUCGUCUCCAGCAAGCCGUACGGCAUUGCCACCGACCUCUGGUCUUUGGGCGUUCUCUUCUUCCGCAUGCUCGCCGGCCGCGCCCCGUUCGACGACCGCCCGCGCGGCCUUGCCACCCGCAACUCACCCGCCGACAUCCACCGCCGCAUACAGUUUGCCGACGUCGAGUGGCCGUCCGUCCUCUCCCCCGCCGCCGUCGAGAUGCUCCAGGGCCUCCUCACGCGUGACGAGUCUUCGCGACUCAACCUCCAGGACCUCAAGGAGAGCCUCUUCUUCGAGCACGUCGACUGGGACGAGGUCCUGCGCAACGGCUAUGACCGCAUGGCCGGGGCCGCGCCGCCUGCCUCUGCCUCCGCCCCCGCCCCCGCCUCCGAUAAUGAUGAGCUCGCCAACUUCGACGCCGACAGGCUUCGCAGCCACGGCGUCGCACUUCAGGACAAGGAGCUGCGCCACGCGUCGGCGCGAAAGCCCCCGCGACAACACUCGAGCUUCGUCGCGCGCCAGACAUCCAGGCUCUGCGCCUUCUCCGUCCGCAAGCGUUCCGAGAUUGCCCGCAAGCCCAGGAGCACUUCUAUCGUCGGCUUCGGCUUCUCGACUGACAAUAGCUCUGACCCUAGCGGUAACUUCUCGCGCUCGGACGAUACGUUUAGCACUUCUUUCGGCAGCUCGUUCAACGUCAAACGCUCGUAGUGGAGUAGGUAGGCUAACUUGAUAGGAUUUCUUAUGUACAGUACCAAGGGUACAGUACAAUGAUAGUUAUGUACAAUUCCCACUAACUUGACUUUUGAAUCAACAACAUCGUCUUUUUUUUUGCCCAAA
Molecule: messenger RNA, 1521 nt
Organism: Chondrus crispus (carragheen)
Lineage: Eukaryota; Rhodophyta; Florideophyceae; Gigartinales; Gigartinaceae
Product: Serine/threonine protein kinase (fragment)
Exons: 2
Biological process (GO): protein phosphorylation
Molecular function (GO): protein serine/threonine kinase activity; ATP binding
Source: RefSeq, a predicted model, not a curated record